Messenger RNA from Hypoxylon trugodes, 1416 nucleotides. Its product is annotated as UbiA prenyltransferase family-domain-containing protein. The record is from RefSeq and is a predicted model, not a curated record. NCBI's taxonomy places the organism in Eukaryota, Fungi, Ascomycota, Sordariomycetes, Xylariales, Hypoxylaceae. The transcript has a single exon. Bases 63 to 1070 code for a protein of 335 amino acids. Gene Ontology annotation, molecular function: transferase activity, transferring alkyl or aryl (other than methyl) groups. Gene Ontology annotation, cellular component: membrane.
UACUCAUCGACGGACGACUUCAGGAAGGCCUUUAUCUACGCAUCCAUACUAAACAUAUCAUCAUGGCUGCCUUGGAGCAAACUUUUGUCACGGAAAACGCCGAAAUAGGGCCCACUCGCUCAAUAAACAGCCAGCCAAGAAUUCUUAGCUUAAAUAUUACUAAUAAGUCGCCGCAACUUCUUGGCUGGAUAAUACGCCUCCUUUGCUUUUUCUGGGAUUAUACGGAAAGUAAUUUCACCACAUUCGUUAUUCCAAAUUCGAGUUUCGGUCUGCUAAGUGCAUUGGCAUCAUCCGUUCUAUCAGAAGGAUCAAGGCCCUCAACCAAAAAUCUCUUAUGGCGCGCUCCACUUGUCGUACUCUUCAACUGGUUCAAUGUCUUGAACUUUGACCUCGCGAAUCAAAGGUCUCCGAAAUCUAUUCAGGAAGAUCGUUUGAACAAGCCUAGACGCCCGAUUGUAGCCGGAAAAGUGACAGUGGACCAGACUCGCAGGGCUAUGCUUGCUACGAUUCCAGCGGCUUGGCUAUUCAACUAUGCUUUAGGUGUCUGGAAACAGGGAGCUUCUAUCCAAAUUUUGACGUGGAUGUAUAACGAUCUCGAGGGUGGCGACGAGAUAAUUCGGGACCUAAUUAUUUCUAUCGCUUACGGCAUGUUCAAUAGCGCAUCUCUCGAAAUCGCGUUAGGGUCGGGACAAGCCGGCCAAAUUAGCCGGAGGGGAAUAAUCUGGACUGCUAUUAUCAGUAUGGUUAUUUUGACCACGAUGCAGGUCCAAGACCUCAAGGAUCAAGCCGGCGAUCGAACCAGGGGCAGAAAGACUAUCGUUGUCUUCUUCGGCGAGCGAGCAUCACGUACGUCUAUCGCGCUCUUCGUCAGCUUUUGGUCCUUGGUAUGCCCGAUAUUCUGGAGCACCGGGCCCUUAGGAUACUUGAUUGUUGGUACACCCGGGGCUUGGGUUGCGUGGAGAGUAACGCGGAAACAAGGCCCAGCGGAAGAUUGCAAAACGUGGAAAUCGUGGUGCCUCUGGACUGUGGCGCUUUACUUCAUGCCCAUCGCUUAUCUCCUCGGGUUUUGAUCUCGCGCCAGUAUUAUGUGUCGCCCCUUUGCGAAUGUGACGGAUAUUUCGUUGCGAUACCAUAUAGGUAAACUCUCAACAGUUUAUGCGAAUAAGGUGUUAUCUUUUUAUAUAACCAGGUGUUCGUCGGGGUUUCCAGGAAUCAUAAAAGAGGAUUUCGACAACACAAGAAGACGAGUACGAUACACAUAAAAAUGCCAGUUGCAUUACUUAUCUAAACCGAAAGAUCAAACGAAACUCGAUAGCCUUUCCGAUUUCCGAAAUAAUUAUUCUCUAAGUGUCCGGGUGCCUACCCUGCUCAAAAUAUGUCCUUCCCCAACCCGAAUGUGUUUCGAUAGGUACCUAG